Molecule: messenger RNA, 495 nt
Organism: Neurospora tetraspora
Lineage: Eukaryota; Fungi; Ascomycota; Sordariomycetes; Sordariales; Sordariaceae
Product: RmlC-like cupin domain-containing protein
Exons: 2
Coding region: 1-495 (164 amino acids)
Source: RefSeq, a predicted model, not a curated record
AUGGCUCCAUUUCGGACCCCCAAUAGCGAUCCUCCCAAGCAUGAAAUGCAAUAUUUCCCCGACAUGACGACAGCUUUGCCCUCUGAGUCGGGCGAAUUCCGUCGUGUUUUGUGGACCGGGCUCUACUCCCAGCUCGUACUGAUGACUAUCCCCGUGGGUGGAGAUAUCGGGGAGGAGAUUCAUACCAGGGACCAGGCCCUUACCUUUACCUCGGGCGUCGGCCUCGCCCAGGUUGGGGGCAAGGAACAGAAGAUCAAGGCAGGCGAUAUGGUAAUUGUACCAGCAGGGACAAAGCAUCAGUUCCUGAACCAGGGACCGACGCCCUUGAUUCUAUAUACCAUCUACUCACCGGCCGAGCACAGGCCAACAGCAGUGCAUAAGACCAAGGAGGAGGGCGAGAAGGAGGAAGAAGAAGGUAUUGAUGUGCCGCCUGAAUGGAGUCAAAGGAGCAGGAAGCAGAACAUUGAAGAAGGAUGGGUGAAGGCCGAGGAGUGA